AUGCCUCCAUCGCUAAAGCUCAACGCAGUCGCGUUCAUAUCUCCUCAAAAUCACCCUAUUCUAAUCAGAACUUUCUCUGAGAACGACGAAGGACAGAUUAAAUACCACUACAUCGCGCAUACGAGUUUGGACAUCAUCGAAGAGAGAGUUGGGCUGAAACUCCCUGACUGCUAUCUGGGACUGCUUUACUCCAUGGAGGAUGUCGCCGUCUAUGGAUACGUGACGCCGUUGAAGGUCAAGAUUAUAUUGGCCAUUGCGUUGACUGACGCUGUAGUCAAAGAUUCAGAGGUCAUCUCAAUCUUCAAGGCGCUUCACAUGGCCUACUACAACGCAAUCUCCAACCCAUUCGUGGCCCGCGACCGCAGUUCCAGUGACCAGCAGCUACACAUCUUGGCCGGAAAUCCAAAGUGGAAGAAUUUUAGAAAGCGUGUCGAUGAUAUUAGUCAAGUGGUUGCAGGCGGCCAAUGAACGCUCUGAUAUCUAGAGGAAAGAGAACCACGCACGUUCAAACAACGGAACGUCCGUUGCAAGGCUUCGUCGCACAGACUCUCGACGUCUAGAUCACACUCGUUUUUCUGUGCGACCCUAUGGGCCGACAAAAAACCAUACCCUUCAUUGACUCAGUCAUACCAAGCAUACAAGGUCUGAGACAGAUACGGGGUA
Coprinopsis cinerea okayama7#130 is the source of this 663-nucleotide messenger RNA. Its product is annotated as trafficking protein particle complex 2. The coding region runs from base 1 to 468 and encodes 155 amino acids. The record is from RefSeq and is a predicted model, not a curated record. Gene Ontology annotation, biological process: endoplasmic reticulum to Golgi vesicle-mediated transport. The transcript is spliced from 3 exons. Lineage: Eukaryota; Fungi; Basidiomycota; Agaricomycetes; Agaricales; Psathyrellaceae. Gene Ontology annotation, cellular component: TRAPP complex; nucleus; cytoplasm.